UCACGUGUGCGUCCCACCGUUCGUCACCGAUCGUCGAGUCAAUUCCCGACGUUAUCGUCUUCAGUUUACCGGACCACGUCCACCGACAUCGUGCCGUCGGCUUUGUCGGAACUGACAUUUAAAUCGCACCCGACGUCGAAUUUCCCGUACUCGCCAUGUUGAUUCCGUCGCAGCCGAUCAAGUUCCUCUUGGAGAUGAUGAUCUUCUCGUUGUUGUUGGUUCCCGGUAUCAUGUGGGCCGGUUUAAGAAACGUACUGCCAUCCAAACGGAAAUCCGUUCGAGGACAAGUCGUGCUGAUCACUGGCGCGGCUCGAGGAAUAGGUCGUGAACUUGCGUUUAGAUUCAGCAAGCUGGGUGCAAAAAUUGCAUGCCUGGACGUCGAUGAAAUCGGAAACAGAGAGACAGCAACAAUUAUUAAACAAAACGGUGAAACAGCGGCCGAUUAUAAAUGCGACGUGUCUAAAAAGGAUCAGGUGAAGAAUGUGCACAAAAAAGUGGUACAGGACUUGGGUCCAGUAGAUAUUUUGAUUAAUAAUGCCGCUAUCGUGUGGGGUUACUCGUACAUUAAUCCCUUUGCGGAUCAGUUCAUAGAGGACCUAAUCAACGUGAACAUCGUAGGACAGAUUUGGAUGAAUAGAGAAAUAUUGCCAUCCAUGUUGGAGAGAAACAGUGGGCACAUCGUGGCAGUAUCUUCGAUGUCUUCCAUGUCCGGAGUACCCGGCCUUUCCUCGUACACACUUUCCAAAUGGGGCACCAACGGUAUGAUGGAAUGCUUGGAAAACGAGAUGAGGAUUUUAAAUUCAAACGUUAAAACGACGACUAUACUGCCGUACUUCGUGAAAACCAACCCCAAAGUCACAGCAAAAUUAGACCUCAGAAUACCGGAAAUACCUACGGAAGUGGCUGUCGAAGGAAUGAUUAAAGGAAUACUGGAAGAACGACGAGUGUUUUCGAUUCCCGGAGAGAUAUUGCCGAUAUCUUCGUUUGUUAGAUUGUUACCUGAUAAUUUACAAAAUUUAUUCUAUAAAAUAGCAUAUGUAAGGCUUAUACCGGAUGAAAGCGAUGAAGUAAUUGUCAAGAAAUAUACUCGUAAAUGAAUUUACGAACCACUUUUUAAGCAAGUAUGUGACUUCCAAACGAGUUCUGUAUAAUUAUUUAUUAUAUUUUAAUUAUUUAUUAUUUAUUUAAUCGUGAAAAUCACCUAUAAACAUGUUAUACAUUGAACGUUAAUUGUUAAUAAUUUUCAUUAUUGGAUGUUUAAAGAUAACAUAUUAUUGGGUACAUAUAUCUUAUAGAUAUUAUAUUUUAUUUUUUUAUUUGAACAGUUUGUGAA
Molecule: messenger RNA, 1333 nt
Organism: Sipha flava (yellow sugarcane aphid)
Lineage: Eukaryota; Metazoa; Arthropoda; Insecta; Hemiptera; Aphididae
Product: short-chain dehydrogenase/reductase family 16C member 6-like
Exons: 6
Coding region: 156-1097 (313 amino acids)
Cellular component (GO): lipid droplet
Molecular function (GO): oxidoreductase activity, acting on the CH-OH group of donors, NAD or NADP as acceptor
Source: RefSeq, a predicted model, not a curated record